Messenger RNA from Carassius carassius (crucian carp), 1377 nucleotides. It is a transcript of the gene prkab1b, whose product is annotated as protein kinase, AMP-activated, beta 1 non-catalytic subunit, b. Gene Ontology annotation, biological process: signal transduction. The transcript has 8 exons. Lineage: Eukaryota; Metazoa; Chordata; Actinopteri; Cypriniformes; Cyprinidae. The coding region runs from base 133 to 915 and encodes 260 amino acids. Gene Ontology annotation, cellular component: nucleus; nucleotide-activated protein kinase complex; cytoplasm. The record is from RefSeq and is a predicted model, not a curated record. Gene Ontology annotation, molecular function: protein kinase binding.
CCGAGCAGCAGCAGCAGCAGCAGGCGGAAGAGGUGUGCUUAACAUUUAACCUUUUUGUGAGGCAAUGUGAAAAUGGCGUUAUGAAAAGUAUAGUCGCGAGCUACAGGCAAAUAAAGUUUUCAGAGGAGCGGCAUGGGCAACACCAGCAGUGAGAGAAGCGCAGCGGAGAAGACGCAGAGGCGAGAGACUCGUGGUGGCAAAGAUGGCGCUCGACCCAAGAUCCUUAUGGACAGUACGGAGGACGGAGACAUCUUCCAAACAGAUGAUGCCAAGGAGUUUCUAGCCUGGCAACAUGAUCAGGAAUCAGAUGCUAAAGUCGUGCCAUUGGAAAGGCCCACUGUGUUCCGCUGGAAUGGUCCAGGGAAAGAUAUCUACUUGUCUGGCUCCUUCAACAACUGGUCCAGCAAAAUCCCCUUGACUAAAAGUCAUAAUAAUUUUGUGGCCAUAAUUGACCUGCCAGAAGGUGAGCAUCAGUAUAAGUUCUAUGUGGACGGACAAUGGAUAUUAGACCCCAAAGAGCCUGUUGUGACUAAUAAGUCAGGUGUGAUGAAUAAUGUCGUUAAAGUGAGGAAAACAGACUUUGAGGUUUUUGAUGCACUGAAGACAGACUCUGAGAAAUGUGCCGACAUGUCAGACUUAUCCAGUUCCCCACCUGGACCUUACCAUCAGGAUCCGUACUCAACCAAAUCAGAAGACAGACUGCGCUCUCCUCCCAUACUGCCGCCACAUCUGCUGCAGGUGCUCCUCAACAAAGACACUGGAAUCUCUUGUGACCCAACCCUGCUGCCUGAACCAAACCAUGUGAUGCUCAACCACCUGUACGCCCUUUCCAUCAAGGAUGGCGUGAUGGUUCUUAGUGCAACACACCGCUACAAAAAGAAGUAUGUGACCACGCUGCUGUACAAGCCUAUAUGAUCUCAAUCCACCAACACUAUUCUCUCUGGUUUCUGCCUUAUACCACUAAAUGUUAUUCAUCGAAGAAAGGGACCAUACCUAUCAAACGUCACCAAAUGCAUGUGUCUCUGUGAGUUUAUAUUUGUGUGUUUCUGAAUGUCAGCGUCCCACCCAAAAACCAAUAUCUACAAUGUUUGCCCAAAUAAUGAAAUGCGUUUGCCAAAUGUAAAAAUAUCAGCUUGCAGACGUGUUUUGUAUGUGGCUUUUCAGUUUAUGAAUUUCAAAAUACUCUUAGAUCAUUCAAAGGACAUCUGUGAUGUCUGUUUUCAUCUUUUCUUAGAGAUCUUGAUUCAUGGGAUGUUAGUAAAAGACAUUUAAUGUGAACAUUCCCAUCAUGUUCCUUUGGAUUUAGAAAAUCUGCAAUUAAAAUGAUACCUGUUGAUGAAUGGACCAUUGUGUUAAUAAAAUGCACACUAAAACAUU